This is a messenger RNA of Magallana angulata, 3226 nucleotides long. RefSeq names its product E3 ubiquitin-protein ligase MIB2-like. Gene Ontology annotation, cellular component: cytoplasm. Gene Ontology annotation, molecular function: metal ion binding; protein binding; ubiquitin-protein transferase activity. The record is from RefSeq and is a predicted model, not a curated record. Gene Ontology annotation, biological process: protein ubiquitination. Bases 137 to 2566 code for a protein of 809 amino acids. The transcript has 20 exons. Lineage: Eukaryota; Metazoa; Mollusca; Bivalvia; Ostreida; Ostreidae.
GCAAUUGUUGUUCAUCAUCAAUGUUUGCGGAAAUUUCUAAGGUCAGCUUAGAAGCUAGCAAUGUCAAGCGAAGAAUCUAUCUAAAUUGAGAAAUUAUUCGUCAACCACCGAGAAAGGUAAAGACGGAGCAAGGAAAAUGGCCGAGGGAUUAUGGGUCGUGCGUAGUCCUGAGUUGAACCUUGAAAAUGACGAUAAGGAGGAGGGUCACGUGGGCACAGUUGUCAAGGAUAAUGGAGAACAAACGUAUGACGUUUUCUCGGACAUGGUUGGAAAGUCCACAUGUCGAGUCGAAGAAGGCGGGAAAUUUGACCUGCACAGUUUAGACAAUGCACCAGUUGGUGGAUCUGGAAAUACAGGAAAGGUAGAAGACCUCCGAGAAAAUGGAUCAGGUGUAGGCGGAAGAAACACAGUGCGCAUGCGUUUGGAAACAUCAGGGGAGGCAAACGUGAAUCGUGUUGGGUGCCACGGGAAGGUUGACCAACAAUGUGUAGAAGAAGUUCCUGGGAGCUCUUAUUACCGAGAACUUUCCAACUUUUCGGUUGUUGGAAAAGUUGAAAAGAAGAGGGAAAAGUCGAUAUCUAUGGAAAAAUCACCUGAGUCAUUGCUAAAUAAGGGAGAUAAAUGUGUUAUCGACAUACCGGAGGAGCCAUUAAAAGAACUACAGCGGGGACAUGGAGGAUGGUCCAUUAGAAUGUCAGAGUGCAUAGGCGAAAUUGGAGUAGUGAAAAAUUUCCCCGACGACAACACAGUCGAAAUUGAAUACAAAGGAAAGACUUACCAGUUUCACGCAGGCGCAGUCAGAAAGGUUUACGAAGUCAAAGUGGGAGAUGUGGUACAGGUUCUGAAAGAUGAAACAAAGGCAAUUCUCCUCCAAAGAAAUCAUGGUGGUUGGAAUGAUGACAUUAAAAAAUCGCUUGGGAAGGUGGGUAAAGUGAUGAAGAUAGACUCAGAUGGUGACGUAGCUGUUGCCUUUGGUUACCAGACUUGGGUAUAUAACCCUGGACUGCUGAUCCCUGUUACAGAGGUCAAUGUUGAUGUUUUGGAUGACGAGACUGACAAAGAAAGUGAUGAGGAGGAUGAAGAUGACUUCAGUGGUUCACAAAACCGUGAUGAAAAACUCCAGGAAGGGACAAAUCUUACAAAGCUGGUGGCACAUUUGUUACUCAGAAAAGCAUCGGGUGCUCAAAAGCCGACUGUCGAUCCAGAGCAAAUGUUCAAUGCUUGCGCAGAUGGCAAUACCGGGGCAGUAAAUCAGUUGAUUCAGAGAAACAAAGAUCUGGUUAACAGCUGGCAUGAGAAUCUGAGUCCAUUAAUGGCUGCUGGACACCAAGGACAUGAAAACGUUGUCAAAUUAUUGUUACAAAAUGGAGCUCGUAUAAACGCAAGAAAUAAAGACGGCAUGACACCUUUGAUGGUAUCAAUAGCAGGUAAAGAGACGGACAGUUCUAUUUGUUUGAUAAAAAACAAAGCCGAUGUUAAUGCUUGCAACAAACAAGGACGAACUCCUGCACAUUUUACAGUGCAGUUUGAACUUUAUUCGGUUUUGAAUACAGUUCUGGAAGCAGGGGCAAGUCUAAAUAAACAGGAUGUUAAAGGCAACACCCCGCUACAUGACGCCAUUGCAAAGAGAAGUGACAGGGCCGUCAAUAUAUUUCUGAGUCAUCCCCAAAUAAACCUGAAGUUACCGAACAAACAAAAACACACACCGUUGAUGUGGGCGGCGAUGAAGGGCCACGAGUUCGCGGUUGAACGUUUGAUCGAAAUGAAGCCCAGUCUGGUAAACGCCCAGAAAAAGGAUGGAUACACCGCUCUUCAUAUUGCUGCAAUAAACGAUCGCCAAGAUUCUGCUAAUAUCUUAAUCUUAAAGGGAGAAGCCCAAAUUAAUUUACAAAAUCGUCAGGGAUUAUCACCGCUUCACAUAGCAGCCAACGAAGGAUAUGACAAGAUGGCUAAACUUUUGAUUGAAAACGGAGCUGACAUGGAUUUACGAGAUAAUGACGGAGACACCCCCUUACAUCUGGCUUUGAGUGGACGCCGACAGACGGAAGGAAUUGGCCCACUUUAUGGACUUAGUGUUAAUCCAAAUGCACAAAACCAAGAGAGAUAUAACAUAGCUGUCUCGAUGCUUCAGAAGGGGGCCGACUACAACAUUUACAACAAGAGAGGUAACUCUCCCCUCGAGGUGUGCAGGAACGGCCAACUGAAAAUUGACGUUACCAACUUUAUCCAGAAAAACAGAUCAACUAGUAGACCAUCAACCAGUAGACAGAAUAGCAGACCACCAAAAGGCGGACGAAGCCCAAAACCAUCCAAGAGUAGGUCCGGGGCUAGCAGACAGUGUACUUCGGAAGCCCAAGCCCUCCAUAAGCUGUUAACAGAGCUGCCCAUCCUCUGUGCUAGAUGCAAACACUCCAUGGCCGACACACGCCUCCACCCCUGUAAACACAAGGUCGUCUGUGUGGACUGUAGCUUUAAGUGUCAUGUUUGCCCCCUGUGUAAAGUUCCUGUCUCGAACAGAUGUAAUAGGAAGGGUCGAAUCCAGACCGAUCCUUGCUUUGUGCAGUGAACAGUCGGUCAGCUCCAUAAAAUAAACUAUUGUAAAUUGAUAAUCAUUUUACUUUCUUAUCACGUGAUGUCGAUGCAACCUAUAUGAAACUGUACAAUAGACAUUGGUAUAGUGCAUAGAUUAUCUUGUUAAUACAAACCUGUCCUAAGAGGGUCUGACAGUCGUGGCCAUUCUUGACCAGUCCAUCAUAUUAUUUUUCUUCUUGAGAUGAAGAGCUAUGUAUAAACAUAUGCUUGGAAAAUAUUUAGAUUUGAAAUCAUAAAUAUUUAAUUAGAUAUUUUAAACUCAAUUAUACUAUAUGGCCAAAAUGAUAAAAUCUAAAAUUUCAGCCAAAUCUGAUGGAUAAUUUGUUGAAAAUACAGCUUAACAACUUAUUUUAAAUGGUGAUGGUUAUUAAUUUGUGAGACAUCGUCAAAGUCAGAAAAUUCAUUUAUCAUUUACGGUAAACAAAAGUUGUAAUUUUUUUUAAUUUUUGCAAUGGUAUGAUAUACAACACAUGAUAUGCAAGUUGCUCAGAGUCGCUCUUGGCUGCAUUGUGAUAUGUUACUAUCAAACCAAAUGAAAUGUUUUCUGUUAACUUGAAAAUUUGAUACAUUCGUUAAUCACUUCUUUUAUUGUUUUUGAGAUGUUAUUAUACAUACAUGUAGGUGUACAUUAAAA